AUGCUUCUGCUGCCCAUCUUAGUAUUUGGGGUGACUUUUGCUCUGAGAGAAGCCAGAGCUCAGUCGGUGACCCAGCCUGAUGUCCAAGUCUCUGUCACUGAAGGAUUGCCAUUGGAGCUGAAGUGCAACUAUUCCUAUAGUGCAGCAUCUUCUCGCUUCUGGUAUGUCAAGUACCCCAACCAAGGUCUUCAGCUUCUCCUCAAGGACUAUUCAGGGCAAACCCGGGUUAAAGGCAGCAAAGAUUUUGAGGCUGAAUUUAAAAAAAGUGAAUCUUCCUUCAACCUGAAGAAACAGUCUGCCCAUUGGGAUGACUCAGCUGAGUACUUCUGUGCUGUGAGUGACACAGUGCUUGUGACUGCAGGGGGAGCUGAACACAAACUUCCUGAGACAGCAGGGAGGCUUCAUCCACAAAGGGACCUUGUCUUAAUCCAGAAAAUAACUACAUCUUCAAGAAUUUGUAUUCUGACACAGUCAGGGCAAAGAGAAGCCAGAGCUCAGUCGGUGACCCAGCCUGAUAUCCGAGUCUCUAUCACUGAAGGAUUGCCACUGGAGUUGAAGUGCAACUAUUCCUAUAGUGGAACUCCUGAUCUCUACUGGUAUGUCAAGCACCCCAACGAAGGUCUUCAGCUUCUCCUCAAGUACUAUUCAGGGAACACCCUGGUUAAAGGCAGCAAAGGUUUUGAGGCUGAAUUUAAAAAAAGUGAAUCUUCCUUCAACCUGAGGAAAGGCUCUGCUCAUUGGGAUGACUCAGCUGAGUACUUCUGUGCUUUCUGCAGCCACUUUCGUGCCUGCUCAAGGAAGAUCUUCCAGAAAAGAGUUUGUCUCCACUGCUUAGCUAUGUUUCUGCUGCCCAUCUUAGUAUAUGGGGUGACUAUUGCUCUGAGAGAAGCCAGAGGGCAGUCAGUGACCCAGCCUGAUGUCCAAAUCUCUGUCACUGAAGGAUUGCCACUGGAAUUGAAGUGCAACUGUUCCUAUAGUACAACUCCUUAUCUCUUCUGGUAUGUCAAAUACCCUAAUGAAGGUCUUCAGCUUCUCCUCAAGUACUAUUCAGGGAACACCCUGGUUAAAGGCAACAAAGAUUUUGAGGCUGAAUUUAAAAAAAGUGAAUCAUCCUUCAACCUGAGGAAACGCUCUGCCCAUCUGGACGACUCAGCUGAGUACUUCUGUGCUCUGCCCCAUUUAGAAGAGAGGAGAUUCCUUGGGAUGCUGAAUGACUUAGAACAUGUGGGCUUUAUUUAUAAUGAGCCGCAUGGCAGUGAAUCCAGUGAACUCCAUUUUUACAUCAAUUGCUUCCCUAACCUGGAUAUUGCCUUUGACCUGUUUAAGAUUUAUUAG
Molecule: messenger RNA, 1335 nt
Organism: Chrysochloris asiatica (Cape golden mole)
Lineage: Eukaryota; Metazoa; Chordata; Mammalia; Afrosoricida; Chrysochloridae
Exons: 7
Coding region: 1-1335 (444 amino acids)
Source: RefSeq, a predicted model, not a curated record